Protopterus annectens (West African lungfish) is the source of this 2480-nucleotide messenger RNA. RefSeq names its product ficolin-2-like. The record is from RefSeq and is a predicted model, not a curated record. The transcript has a single exon. The coding region runs from base 108 to 1097 and encodes 329 amino acids. NCBI's taxonomy places the organism in Eukaryota, Metazoa, Chordata, Ceratodontiformes, Protopteridae.
CAUCAGUGUUACCAAGGGAACUAUUCUGAGAGCAACUCUGUCAGAAGAUAUUUGAAGGUAAGGAUCAGUUACAGACCUCUGAAAGGAACAGAGUGAAUGCAAACAACAUGCAACACAUGCUGUACAUCUGGACUCGGGCUGCCUUUGUUUUCUGCUCUGUCAUUUCUACUGGAGGGGAGAAUACUUGUCCUGAGAUAAAAGUUGUAGGCCUGUCAGGCUCAGACAGGCUCACUGUACUACAGGGAUGCCCUGGUGUACCUGGGGCUGCUGGGACCCCUGGUCUGAAUGGGCUUCCUGGAAGCAAAGGUGAUGCUGGUGUUGCUGGAGUCAAAGGAGAAAAGGGAGAUCAGGGGCUCUCUGGAAAGCCUGGACCUAAAGGAGACCAAGGAGACCAGGGUGUCCAAGGAGCUAAAGGUGAAAAGGGAAAUUGCCCUGAUUUAGGUGCCAAAGAAUGCCAGCAAGGUGCCAAGAAUUGCACGGAUGUGCUGGCCCGUGGGCAGGUGCUGAGUGGUUGGUACACAGUUUUCACUGAAAGCUGUAAAGCAGUGACGGUGUUCUGUGACAUGCACACUGACGGAGGAGGCUGGCUGGUGUUUCUGAGACGCAUGGAUGGCUCUGUCGAUUUUCACCGCAGUUGGAAUGUUUACAAGGAGGGCUUUGGAAAUCAGUUAUCUGAGUUCUGGCUGGGGAAUGAAAAUAUUCAUCAGCUCACCAAAACAGGAAACUUUGAGCUGCGUGUGGACCUGGAAGAUUUUGCUAAUGUAAAAACAUAUGCAACCUACAGCUCUUUCCGAAUCCACGGGGCAUCUGACCUUUACAGGCUUGAACUUGGAGAAUUUGUGGAAGGCACAGCAGGUGAUUCUCUGACUUACCACAAUGGGCAGCCCUUCUCCACCCAUGACAGUGAUAAUGAUAAAUCAGAAGGAAACUGUGCUGUUGUGGUAAGUGCUGCCUGGUGGUAUAAAGUCUGCUACGAAUCCAAUCUUAAUGGACUCUAUCUGAGAGGACAAACUGGUAAACAUGGUCUGGACUGGCGUACUGGCAAAGGAAUUGGCUACUCUUACAAAUAUGCUGACAUGAAAUUUAGACCCCAUUAAACAUCUAUUGCUAAUUUUAUUCUGUAUUUUUCUCAAUAAAAUUUUACAGAAAAUACAUUCUGUAUAAUAAGCAACAAACUACAUAUAAGAAUACUUUUUUUUUAGCAAAGUGCUUACUUAACCAAUUGUAAUAAAUAACAACAAAAAGUUACAGUGUAGAUGUAGAAACAUAAAUGUGCUUAACUGUUAUUUGAUGACAACUGCUUUCAAGAGAAACAGCAGGUCUAAAGAUUACCAGACCUUCUACCAAGCAUAUAGCUUACAUUUUGAACCUCAUGAAUCAAAUAUGAUUCAAAUGGUCAUCAUGGGCAAAAAUGUAUUGUUUAGAAAAAUACAAAAUAUACAAAAUAAAAUGUCCCUCUACAUGCCACAAGCAGUGGGCUUCACACAUACCCUUAUAUACAUAUAUAACACAAUAUUAUUUAUAGACAACUUGCAUAUUCCCUCCCUAAGGAUGUGCUAUCUCAUCAUGUGUGUGCAGGCAACUUCCUGAUUGCUGACUUCUCAUUAGCCAUUUGAACAGUGACCUUUUGGGUACCAACCACACAAACAUGACCCCACACAUACACAUAAUGUAUAAUAUUCCAUACUUACCACUGUAGACCUUUAGUAUGAGUCUUUACUGCACAGAAAACCUCUUUUUUGCAUCGCAGAAAAGUGUUCCUCUGCUUUGGUACAAAAAUAGUAACAUCAACUAAUAACGUGUAUAUUUAAAUUAUUAGAAACUUGUACUGUGGAAUAUGUCAUAAGGCAGUAUUAUUAGUAAGAAAUGUGACAAAACUGUAGUCUACAAACUAAAAAACAGAAAAAAACAAUAGUUGAAAUACCUGCACUGACCGUAAUUAAUGUAUGUAUACUUGUUAACUCAUUUCCACACCUUAGAAUCUCUUAUUCCUCUUAGAAACCCACUGUGUUUUGUAUCUUGUAGUAACUGUGUGAGCAUUUUUGUAUAAAAUAUAGAAGGAUACGCAUUUAAAGUAAUCAUUUUUUUUCAUUUGUGUUUCAUGAUUAGAUGCAUAAUUUACAUGGUUAUAAUGUAUAAAGGAACUCAGAAUUUAGAAAUGGUAUUUGCGAAUGCUCUUAGUGAUUUAGUUCUUUCCAGUAAUAUUUGUACUGAUUUUAAAAAUGCAAUACAAGUCACAUUAAGCAAAACAACUAAUAACAUUUAAAACUAUUUAUAAAAUAUAUUCAUCAUAUAUUCAAGUAAAUCUUAACUCACAUAUACAAUCAGUAUACAUCUUAAUUAAAUUCAAGGGAGCUUUUAGUUCUUUUAAUGAUACAUAAGCUCUGAGCCUCAAUUUUACUAACAAUUAUUUCUGUACUUCAGCAUAAAUAUGAAUGAUUCUUGCUUAUAAUACUAAUUAAAAAUAUAUUUAAAUAGUU